Messenger RNA from Prorocentrum cordatum, 720 nucleotides. The record is from the annotation of a GenBank genome assembly. NCBI's taxonomy places the organism in Eukaryota, Dinophyceae, Prorocentrales, Prorocentraceae.
AUGCUGCCUGCACCUUCAGGGCUCAGGAUGCGGUGGCGGAUCAACGCUGUCGACGUUUUUCUAAGAAGAGUCAACGCGGCUAUCUUGGAGGCGGGUCUCCAGGGUCAGAAGCUGGGCGUCACAAACGGCUACCUCACUAUGCCCACACCCAAGAGCGCAGAGGCAGCCGCGCUCAUCCUCGAAGCCUGCCGCGCGCACGCGCACACCCUGCGGCCUCUCGUGAUGACUGGAGUUCCUGCCUGCGGACUGAGACCAGACAAAGGCGCAUUCUCCUCGUGCACACACUCGACCCACCUUUUCUACGCGUCUGCUGUUCCAAUCAACCGCUACACUAACGGAAUAGGUGUGGUGUGCAAAGCUUUCGGCGAUGAAGAUGUACAGAAGUUUCAGCUGCAUGUUGCGGAGGUCGUGCUGGUCGCACAGUAUUACGGUGCGUUGCAAAUUGCCGCUUGCCGCGCAGCGGCAGCAGGAAGGAAGGCAAAGGUGUUUCUCAUGCCACUAGGCGGAGGUGUCUUCAACAAUCCGUGGGAGGUCAUUGUGAAGGCCAUGGCGUUGGCCGCCGAACUGCUGGCCGAAGAAGAACACAGUCGACUAGACAUCAAGGCCCUUGCGUUUCAUCGAGGGACAUCAAGGCGGACUGAGGACGUUCCCGAGAGGGUGAUGCUGACGCAGCUUCUCAGGAGGCACCGCAAGCUUGCUGGAGGUGGCUGCGAGACAUGA